Molecule: messenger RNA, 12715 nt
Organism: Mus musculus (house mouse)
Lineage: Eukaryota; Metazoa; Chordata; Mammalia; Rodentia; Muridae
Gene: Tmem74b
Product: transmembrane protein 74B
Exons: 2
Coding region: 3627-4325 (232 amino acids)
Source: RefSeq, a predicted model, not a curated record
GGGGCGGGAGCCGGGGAGGGCGAGGCAGCGGCCGGGCCGGGAUCUGCGCACACCCUCGGCAGCCCGGAGCUCUGUGCUCCCGCGUGCGGAGACUAGGGAGGCCCGACACGGCUCCGCACGCCGACCGCGAGCCGCCGGCGCAGGGCCCGAGGCGGGGAGUGGCAGCGAAGGACAGCUCGCCUGACCUCGCGGCCCGCCGAAGGACACGCGACCGGGGCUCCGUGGAGCACGCCGGCCCCGCCGAGCCCCAGCCUCCCAGGGCCGCCCCUCUGCGAGCGCUGACCGUCCGGGUCUGGCCUGCUCUGGCCCGUGGCGUAUGCGGUCAAGGGCAGGAGCAGGGGGUGUGAACUGCGGGCCGGCGGGCGCGGGGGAGGCGGGAGGCCGGGGUGCUGGGGCUUUCCGCGCAGAACUUUGGGUAUAACCGCGUGGACCUGCGUGUAUGCAUCUGCGCGCCUGAGGCUUUGUGUACUACGAGUGCGUGUGUCUGUCGAUUGGGUUUGCGAAGCCUCACCCAGCCUGGCAGUGUGUCCAGCUCCGGGGUGUCAGAGUGCGCUAUGGGUGAGAGUGCUGGACUUGGGCAGGUCUGGGUGGAUCCUGCUUAGAUCUCAGUAGUGCUAGAGGUAGUCUCCAUUCCUUUCUCCCUUUCUUCCUCCUUCUCUCAUCCCGCCCUCUCCCUCUCCUGAUUUUACCCUCUUGUGGGUACCACCACCAGAGUGACCCGAGAAUCUGUGAGUCACACUUAGUUCCCGGGUCUGUGGGCAUUGCUGUGGGAAGCGUCCCGAGGACAGUGAGUGUGGAACAGGGCGGGGGUGGGGGGGCUCUUGCCUUUCAGGAACUAUAGGACUGCAGAUACAAUUACAAUAACUGGUGUGGCUUCGGGCUUGGAGUGUGAUCCAUGAGCACCAGCAUAGCUCUCUCUCUCUCUCUCUCUCUCUCUCUCUCUCUCUCUCUCUGUGUGUGUGUGUGUGUGUGUGUGUUGUGUGCAAGUGCGCGCAUGUGAGCUAAUGUCUGGAUAAUUGAUAAGCAAGCCCUUUAGUAACUUACUAAGCAUCUUAUGAGAGAAACAGACAUUCCAAAGCAGUUAAAGGGAUGAAGCCUCCUUGUGUCUGCUCCUUCACCCAGGCAUCCCAAGGAAAAAGUUUUGAGUAAAAGAGAGUCCUGUUCUCUUUUAUUUGUGUGCCCCAGAUAUCCUCUGGGAUAUGGAGGCACUAAUGCACCAUCUAGGAAAAGUGUUGUGGACUAUCCCCACGUUCUUCAGACUUACUGAGGGCUUAAUGGGUGGGGGCCAUAAGUGGCACCUACUUUCAGGCUCUGAGUAGCUUUGAAUGCCAAAAGUAAAAAGCCAACUAGCACUCCCGUCCAUCCUUUCUAUCCAUCCUCUGGGAACUGAGAGAAGGCUAGGGACCCAGGGAGAUGUGGAGAGACCAGGAUUCCCAUGCCUGCUGUCUCAAGUGAGGGUUCCAAGAGCCAGGGAAGGGAGGUGGAGUGUGGGUUUUGCAAGUAUGUAGGGAACAGAGAUUCUUGGGGUACAUAUAUUCAACUCUUGGUCCCUGGUCCCCAUACAUACCAUAAGAUCUUGGUUGUGUUUUCUAAAAUGGGGAUAGAGCUGAGCUAUUCCUGAGUGAGGUGUUAACGAAAAAAUCUAACAAGUAGUCAGUGCUCAGCGUGUAUUAAACGGACACGGCAGAGGAGGAACACAGUGAUAGCACGGAGUUGUAAGCGGUAGCAGCCUUUGAACUAGGAUGAAAGGCCACGUGUUUGUUAAGAGAUCCACAUAGGAAGGUCAGAGAGACUUCCCACCUCUGCUCUCGGAGUUUCAUUCAUUCAUUCAUUCAUUCAUCCAUCUACCAUCACUUCAGUUAUUUGCUCGUGUUUGCACAGAAACACAGGCGCCCACAGAACACUGGACAGUGAGUGACCAAGGGACACAGAGAAGCAGCUUUCAUGUACAGAUACAUGAGAACAGGAGAGCCACGCCACACCUAGGGUCUCUGCUGACUGUGCAUUUGUGUGCCAGGGCUGUGUGAUGUAUGUACCCUCAGGACAUCAGGGUAUGUAUUGUGCUUCUGUGGGGUCAGAAGGUGUGCCUAUGAAGAGUUCAGAGCCACAUAAGGGAAAAAGCCCCAUCACCAGUGCCAGGUGUGUGCUAUGCGGGGAUGGUGGAACAUGGCAGGCAGAUUUGCAAGAGAAGUUGGGAAUGGGUAUCUGCUGCAUAUACAUGGCUCUGGGGAUCAGCCUGCCUGGGCCUUCAUACCACGGGAAUAAAGAAAGGACAGACACCGACAUGCAGAAAAGCUGAGAUCCAGGUGGUCUGGGCUCGCUGGUGGGGAAUCCACAGCUCUCCUAGAUCAGCGUAGUUAUUAUAUGCAGAGAGGUGGGGUUGUUGAAUAUGGCUAAGAAAGAAGGCAGGUUAUUACAGAUAAACAAGAAGGCAGGGAUAGUAUACACAGCUGAACAAGGAGGCAGGCUUAGCUAAUCUUGGUAGGAGGAGCCUUCUCUGUAGGGGAUGUCAUCAGGCCAUCAACAGGCAGUGGAGGGAGAAAGCUCAAGUGGACGUUUUCUGCACACACUGUCUCCCAUGGGACUGAGGCAUUGGGGUUCUCCAUAUGGGGUCAUGCCCAUGUCAGCAAUACACAUUCAUUGAGGGCUUCACUUGCUCCCUACAGGAAGGUGCAUAUGGCAUCUUUAUAUACAUAGGCACAUCAUAUACAUAUAUGUUUUGAUGAAUUAGUUGCAUAUAUACACACAUAUACACUUGUGUGUGUGUGUGUGUGUGUGUGUGUGUGUGUGUAUGCAACUGAUUCACCAAAACUCAAUGAAUAGAUUUGGAAAUGAACUAAGCAGAGCCCCAGUGAACUCAGUCUGGCCGAUGACUGUAGGUUGGUGGCCUUUUGACACAAGUGUGCAUGUGCAGUGAGUCUGUGUGGCAUGUCUCCAGGUAUGUGGUGGUGUCUCCUUUUUGUCCCCAUCUCCCAACCUCUGCAUGCUUACACAAAGGCAUUUGACUUUGACCUCAGUCAGGGCUUUCCAUUCUCUACCUUCCUUGUCUGGUCACCACCCCUGGACCCUGUCCUUCAUGCAGCUGACCUGCCACCUUCUAAAAUCCACGCAAAUCCCAGCCUUCCUGGCUCCAACAACUUGACUGCCCAAUGCUUCUUGUCUUGGCUUUCACAGACCUCAGUGAACAGGACCAGCUAGUUUCUGAGGUCCCCCUUCCCCCUCUAGAAUACCCCCAUGCUGUGGCUGCUAGAGUGUUUCCCACUCGUGCCAACACCCCCACACCAGGCUUCCACCCACUAGUGCCUGUACCAUUUCUCUGCCACACCUACAUCAUCACCUCGCCUGACACAUGUUCACACAACCUCACCUGUUAGCCGAACUGGCCACAGCCUGAUGGGCAUCACUUGCUGAGCUCCUUACGACAGCCUUGUGAGAGAGGAUUCCCAUGCUACAGAUGAGAACACUGCUUCUGUGGAGGAACGCAGUCAUUUGCCUAAGCACAAGCAAGGAGGCUGUGAUACGGACCCCACGGCCAUUCUAAACUCCUCCAUCAUCACAACGGUAUCCCGUCAUUAUACUUACUGGCUGCCAAGGGGCCAAGGGAUGAGCUGGGGUCAUUCUUUCCAAUGGCAUCUCCCCCUGGUCUGGAACUGAAGACAUUGAGCAAUGGUCCCCAGGUUCCAAGGAGAGCGGCCUCGCAGGGCCCCGUGGCGCCACCCAGGAUGGGUGUGGAGAAUGCCUGCUUCUUCUCUGAGGAGCAGGAGACUCAUUUCCAGAACCCUGGGGAUGCCAGACUGGGUAACGCCCCCAGUCCCCCUGGAGGUGUCCCCUCACUGUCCCGGUCCCAGCGGGAUGAUCUUUCUUUGCAUUCAGAGGAGGGACCAGGCCUGGAACCUGUGAGCCGCCCGGUGGACUAUGGCUUUGUUUCUGCUCUGGUUUUCUUGGUGAGCGGAAUCCUCCUGGUGGUGACAGCAUACGCCAUCCCCCGAGAGGCCCGGGUCAACCCUGACACAGUGACAGCAAGGGAGAUGGAACGCCUGGAGAUGUACUACGCCCGCUUGGGCUCACAUCUGGACAAAUGCAUCAUUGCGGGCCUCGGGCUGCUCACAGUGGGUGGCAUGCUCCUCUCUGUGCUGCUCAUGGUCUCUCUGUGCAAGGGAGAGCUGUACCGCAGACAGACCUUUGUCCCCGGCAGGGGAUCCAGAAAGACCUAUGGCUCCAUCAACCUGCGUAUGAGGCAGCUCACUGGGGACGGAGGCCAGGUCCUAGUAGAGAAUGAGGUUGUUCAAGUCUCAGAGACCAGCUAUACCACUCAGGGCUCCUAAGUAAGAGUCCACCCUGUUUUUGCUGCUUUAGCUGCAGAGCUUGGAGGUUCCCAAAACCUGGGGCUUCAAAGUGACACCCAUGGAGGGCAUUGUAGAGGGAGUUUUGGUGCUGGGGUGGGGGUAGCCUGGGGCCUGGCUUAGGCGUCACUCAGGCAAACACUGCUGAUGCGUUUGCAGCUUGAGGUUUUCGCAUAAGGCUUUGUUUGAGGAUGGCUUCUGCUGCUAAAAAUACAUUUUGGAAACCACUGCUCUUAGAAGAUGAGGCUACUUGGCAUUUCUCAGUGUUUGGAGUCGUGUGAAAGGUGGCUUCCAUUCUUCAUGCCUUGGGGAAUUCUGAGACUUAUACUGUCUUCAUUAGCCAAGUAAGAGUGUUGGGUGACUGACUAUGUACGGGCACCUUUCAGACCUGGCCAUCUAGGGUAGGGUAUAGCUUCAUGACGAUGGGAAACUGAGAUGAGCUGCCUGCAAGCACCCCACUGGUUGAAACAUAACAUUACCCCCUCCAAAUGUCAGGUGCUCAGUCUCUACAGUGAGGAGUAGGACUGGGUGCCUCAGCAUGGGCCACAUCUGCCCUGGGAAUAGGAAGUCAGCCUGCCUCUGGCUAUCCUUCAAGGGGUGAGGGUAUUCCGUAGGAACUGGCCAUUGACAGUGCCAACUUCUGGCCUAGCAUUGGUGACUACCAUUGCCAGGGGACAGCAGUCUCGUGACAGACCCCGGGUGAGUAGGUUUAGUUAAAUGUAGAAUUUGACACCGUGUGAAUUGGUUCUGGGGGAGGGGGUCUGAUUUCCUACGGUGGCUAAUUUUCUGCAGUGGUACAUUGACUAAGCACUGGGCAUCAGGGCAUGAGGUCAGUUGCCUUUCUCUGAGCAUACUGGGACCUUACCACCUUCCCUUCUCAGUGGGCUGUUACCCGGGACUGAUCUCAUUCUAGUAGCAGAAAACGAUUUUCUUUCAGGCUGAAUUUGUAAGUCCAGAUGCCAGUCACCAGGGGAGGAAUAAGGCACGCUCAAGUGGCCUGGAUAUUCCAGCCGCAUGGAUUGUUGUUUGCAUUCUUUCAUGGGUGAAAUAUUUCCAAGGCCCCUCCAACCUGUAUUUAAACUUCUGACAAUGGAAGUAGGCAUUAGGGGGCAAGGAGAUAGUGGGAGACAUUUGGGGGAAGUACUGUCAAGCCAAAAAGGCCCCCGAGGACUUCCAGAGCACAUACUGUCUAGGCUAUGGGAAGACUCUAAAAGGAUCAUUUCAUGAGUUCUUGACCUCCUUCAUAGCUGGCUGUAUAAGCUGAGAUCCUAGUUGUUUGGGCGUUGGGGGCAGGGGGUGGCACAGGAUCCAUAGGCUGGAGACUUCCUGACUAAGUGGAACGUAAACCUGCAGCCCAGGCAGCUUAACAUCUGGGUGGUAUAAUAUCACAGCUUCUGAGACAGAUCAAGUGUCUGCUCACGCUGGCAGUUUUUGCCUGGAGCAGAGGGCUGAAGGGGACAACAUUGUGCAGCGUGGCUUUGGAGGUUCUGCUAUGGUGCAGAGAGGGUAUGGCUUACAAAGAACAAAGCGCAAGAGAGCCAAAGGUCCCAAGGCCUGGGCUUCUUUAGAUAUGUCAGUUUCCCCCCAGCUGGAGCAGGGAAAUACCCGGCCAAGUGGCAGGAACCAAUCUAGGUGAAUUGCAGUAAAAUCAGACAUUGCCAGUGAUGGCCCCAGCUUCCCAAAUCCACGAUGAUGAUAAUAAAUGCAUCAAUCCAAGCUAUAUGGAGCCCUGUGGCAGUAAAGGGGGGAUGUUAGGCCGCAGUACUUACAGAGAGUGUAUGCCUGGAACCGUCCAGUCAGACGAGUUUAAACACCGUGAAAUGUAUUUAAGGGCUAAAUCAGCUAGAAGAUAAGAACAGCAGGGUUUUUGUUUUCUUUCCCCAAGCCGGAGCAUCCUGCUCUACAUUCCUAUAGGAAAACUUCUUUAGAAGCCACAUGUAAGUGGAUCAAGGCAGUCAUUGCCUUGUCCGUGAACUAAGAAGAUUUGAGAGAUGCUGAAAGUUUCCCCAGGAUUGCAGCUGAGCUCUCCCAGCCGGUGGACGGAGGGGUAGGAAGGCGCUGGGAAGGAUGAGGAACGCUGAGAACUUCCCUGUGCAUUUCUUUGGGGUUAGAUGUAGUUGUCCCUGUGGUUGCUGGAAUGUGCCUGCCUCACUUCCAAGAACUCCCUCUGCCAUCCCAUAGGCCACCAGGCCCCCAAAUCUUGCUUUUCUCAUUGUAUCAACAGAUAGUGACCUCAGAACUGAUAAGAUCUGGGUUUGAAUAGGAGCCCUGCCACUUGCUGGCUGUGUGGGCAAGUUACCCUACCUCUCUGUCUGAGUGGGCUAGCCAGGUCAUACCACAUUUCUAGGGUAAGAAACAUGGUUGGUGUAUAUAAUGGACAUUCAUGUUUGAAGGAUGAAACAAACAAUUUCUAUUCCUGUCAGGGCAGCUGGUGGCCUAUGCAAGGUCCUGGAGCCCCACAAUCCCUGCCCAGUUUCCCAGAGCCCUUGCUGUGGGCUCAGUAUAAAUGACAUAGAAGGUCCUGUGACUAGAAGUAUGGGUGUGGUUUGUCACUGAGCUCUGUAGCUGGAACCUCCUCUCUGGACCUUCAUUCAGCUUUGUUUUAGGGGUUUUCUUGAUAGAGAAAGGUGUGUCUUCCCAGCCCUGCCGUGACAGCCCAGUGAUGACUGGUCCCAGGAGACACUUGCUAGGGGUAGAGGUACGUGAGUCCUGACUCCUCUCUCUUAUCCACGGCCAUAGGGUGUCUAGGCCCAGACUUUAGGGCCUAUGACUGUCGCCGCCUCUGCUUCCUUUCAUGCACAACGUGGAUUUCCCAGUCAACAGGGAUGGAUGGUUGAUUCCACCACCAUUGCCCUCUUUCUUGGGAACAGCAUCACCCUCCUGGGGAUUUUCUUUCAAAUAUCUUCUUCCUUACAUACACACUUCUGUGCGCGCGCGCACACACACACACACACACACACACACACGCAUGAGUAUACACCUCUGUAGUGUGUGCAUGCACAAUCUCUCUCUCCUCUCUCUCUCUCCCUCCCUCUCUCUCCCUCUCUCUCUCUCUCUCUCUCUCUCUCUCUCUCUCUCUCUCUCUCUCUCUCUCUCUCUGUCAUGAGCAAUGCACCCUGUGCACACCCCUGCAGCUUUCUUAUUUGACCUUGCUCAGAAGCCAAGGACUCACCCUCUGGCUGCAGAGCUCUAAGCCAGGGCAUCCUCUGGAAACCCGAUGAUGGUUUCUUUCCCUCUCAGACACAGACCCUGUGGUGUUAAGCAUGCUGCCCUCCCAGCAACAGCCCAGUAUCCAUCCCCUCUACAGUUCCCUUCCAGCUUCCUUUCUGAGGGAUUCCAGAACCUUGGUACUUGGGAAGGGGACUGAGCUGGGAACUGGGAGAGCCAUGUCAGGCUAGUUACCACUUCUAUGGGUUUCAGCAAGCAAAGUGCAGACAAAGGUGGGAGGCUUCAAGAAGCCAGAGGUGAGGUUGUUUGAGGGUAAGUGGGAUGUCAGGGGUCUGAUAUUGGUGGGGAGUUAGGUAUCUUUAGAGAUGGAGCAUAAUGGAGUUACUUAGAUUUAGUUGCGGCUUCCCCAAGCUUCCAGAUUGCUCACUUGAGAAGAACCAAGGUCUUUGUGGGCAGAGCCUGGCUUUUUGUCCUGUUCUAGCUUCUUGCCCUUGAGCCUCUGUGUAUUCUCUUACCUAUAUCAUUCCUCUUCCUAAAUUGGUUUGUCCCAAGUAGACGGACAGUAUAUGACACCUUCACAGUUCAGAGGGUGGCACACAGUGCUGGAGCAUCGUCCCUACAUGAAUCUCAUAGGGACAAGAGUCAAAACCCCGAAGGUCCAUGGAGGCUGAUUCAUCAGUGUAAGAGCUGGGUGCUCAGGUGCUUGGCAGUGACGCAGUGCUUCCCGGCCCAGUUCUUCUUCUUGGAAGGGGCUGUGAUAGUCACAGUACCUUCCCCAUAAGACUGGUGAGCAGUAAGUGAUAUGUCUUUAAAGCACUUAGCACAGUGCCUGCAUUUUCCAGUUGCUCAGUAAAUACCAGUUAUCUGUUAUCUCAUUUGUUCAUGGUAUCCUUCCAUGGUACAACACAUGUACACAGCCCUAGCUGUCUUGUGCAGGAUGGUGUGGCUGUGCUGUAAUGUAGGACACAGUGCGCGCGUGUGCGCGUGCGUGUGUGUCUGAGUGCGUGUGCGUAGGUGGAUUGAGGGAGACCUGUGUGAUGUGAGGGUCAGAAAGGUUCUUUUGGAAAGGGGAUGCUUUAUGGGAAUCUUAAACAAACAGGAAGUACUGAUGUGAAGAGUUGGUGGUGGGGGCUCUGGGCACAGAGAGAGAGAGAGACAGAGAGAAACACACACACAGAGACAGAGACAGACAUGUGACCAAGAGGCUCAGGCCUCAGCAGCAGGUGAGAGAUGAGGUAGGCAGGUGGUGACUAAGGAGUGUGCAGUGGGACCCACAGUGGGUGCUUGGGCUUUAUCAUCUAAGAGGGACAGAUAGAUUCAGGCUCCUAUGAGAAGGUUGUACGGGCAUGAGGGUGGUAAUGUGGUAACAGGGUCUGUCCUCCCUAUACUUGCAGGUUUGUCUGGAAGAAUCUUCUAUAACAGAUGCACUGUGGAGGCAACACUGCAGCACACCCUGGCUCUCCUUUACGGCCCUUCUUACUCCAGUCGGGGGACAUGGCUUUGACUCUGUGCCUCAACUUGGCAGCCCUCCCCCACUUGAUUUCUGAGUCUCCAGGGUUAAGGUGGUAGCUGCUGAUCUCCUGGCCUUAAGGGAAAGCAGAAAAUGAAAAGAGACUCACCCAUUCUUCUGGCCCAGAGGAACAGAGAUGGGAAAAGAAGGCAGCUGCCAUGCCAACCUCUUCCUGGGAGGUGUGGCAUCUGGGUCAGUCCUGACGCCAGGGCCAGUGACAUUCAGCAAACUCUAUCUCCUCUUCUUUCCUUUCUUCUAACCUCCUUCACCUGAUUCCUGUGUCCACAUCUUCUUUCAUCGGAGUUACUUGCCGGGGGUUGGGUGCCCGGCGGUGAGCUGUCACUAUUGCUGUCACUCUCCCAGCAGUCCCUAUUCUCUCCCGUCAGAGAUUAAAGCAGGAACCCAAGUGCAAAUGCCUGCAGAGUUUUUCAGGUAACAUCAGUGAACACAGUAGAUGGCCAUGACAGUGGUGAUAAGAUUAAAGGGGGAAGUGUCUGUUCUGGCCCUGGCCAGCUGUUGCUUUGUGGUCACCAGAAUCCCAAGUUUUUCAAUUGCAACUGGACAGCUGGACGCUGUGGGUACAAGGAUGUGGCAAGGUGAGCGCUGUGGUGAAGUCAAGGGAACAGUCAAUGAGAUGUCGUUUGCUGGGGUCAGAGAUGCACAAUUCCCUUCUCUGGGACUUACUAAAUCACUCACAGAGAUGAGUGCCUUCAAGAACGUGGGCAGUUCCUGACUGCAGGCCAGGGACUACAUGAACCCCAUGGUUUCCACCCAAGAACCCUUGUUCAUCCAUUCACCAGGUUUGAAUAGCUGCUAUAUCCAGUUCUAGAGCUUUCUUUAGCAUUCAAGAAAUGAAAGCCCAAGGAAUACUGACUGUCUUCUAAAGUUCAGGUCUAUUAUUAUCUGGAGAAUUUCCAAGAUGAAAAGCACUGGCUUGAGGAGAUGGUGAUGUCAGGGAUCAUGGAGAGGGCCAGGUCCUUUCUCCACUCUGAGAUGCCUGCCUACCUCCAGAACUGGGUUAUCCUGGCUUGGAAGACAGUGUAGCUUAGGAAGUUAGAGGUCUCCCCAGCACCACAGAGGGUGGGUGCUGACCAGGGUGCUGAAUCGACAAUGGUGCUUCCAUACAGGCUAGCUAGGAGGAAGAACUGGCCUGUUCUUGUGACUAAGGACCCCGGGACUGUUUUGGUCCACACUGAGCAGGGAAGCCUUGGGUGUGAAGACAGAGUUUCUGUGAUGCUGAGGAAAUCUUUCUCAUGCAUGAUGUGGACUAGCUUUUUCAUCCGUUUACUUCAGAGUAGCAUCUAUACUGCCAACCCCAGAGGACCAAGGUGAGCAGCAGCUGGGGCUAUGUGGCAAAGCAUAGCAGAUCCCAAAUCCAGCCAUGAGACCCAGAAGAACCCCUUAGCUCACCCUCAAAGGAGCUUACUGGGCCUGUCUCCUGCAGAGUGGAGGUUGUGGCAGGUGUUCAGAUGCCCCCCUCUAAUCUGGGUUCUGCUAGCGCUCAGGAACACGAGGAACACCCAGAAAACAGUCUGUUUCAGUCUCUGCCCAUACUUGGAAUUAGGUAGAAUUUCUUUCUCAGACAGGUCCUGACUUUUUUCCAGAUUCUGGGAUGGAUUUUGUCUGGUGACCAUGCUCAUGUGAAGUUUGGGUACAGCUCUACUGAAAAGCUCUAGAGCUGGGCAGAUUUAGUUCAGCCAUCCCUCAGGGAUAUGUCCAGGACUAAUGCUCCUAAUCUUCACCUCAGGUUGUAGUAAGUACCGUCUGGCAUAAGAAGCUGUGCACACAGUGGGAACCAGAUAAACUCUUGUCUCCUUCACUGGUUUGGCCCAGAGUCACUCUCCUUUGUCUUUAAGCUCCAUUCUUACCAAUAUGACUUCCACGGCGGCUGCUGACACCCACUGAGCUCCCACUACCUUUGAUAAGACACAUUUAGUGAGACUCUCCAGUAGCCACACAGGCAGGGGUGACACCACUUCACAGAGGAGGAAAGCUGUACCAGUAAUGUGCUGGAGCCAUUUCCACGCUUGCUUUCUGUCAGACCUUCCUCUCCGAAGUGGGGCAGAAUGACUAAUGAACUGAGGAUGAUGUUACCUCACAAGGGCACCCAAAUGUUUAGAGAUAUUUAUGAAAUAAAUAUGCUUGAAUGAUCCAUAAGGCUAAGGGGAUGGAGUAUAUAUUAGGGGUACAACCAGGGAAAAAAUGAAAAUAUGAAUUCAUUAAUCAUGCAUGCCAUCAACUAAGGCUGACUGACUCAGUUCUUUGUUCCUGAUAUGCAGGUGAAGGUAAAGGGCUUCUACACUUGAACAUCUCAAAUUCCGUGUGCACAUGGAAGGUGGGAAACUUGUCAAAAGGCAAGUUCACUGGGGCUGGAGAUAAGGUUCAAUACUCAGAGCAGCUACUGUUCUUCCAGAGGACCUGGAUUCAAUGCCCAACACAGCUCACAAUUAUCAGUAGCUCCAAUUCCAGGGACUCUAAUGCCCUUUCUGGCCUCUGUAUGUACCAGGCAUGCAUCUAAUACAAAUACAUACACACAGGCAAAACACCCAUACACAUAAAAAUAAAGUGGUAAGUCUGGGGUGGCCCCUGAGAGUAUUCAUUUCCAGCAAGACUUUGGUAGUGGUGGUACUGAAUAGAAUGACUUCACCAUUCUCCAACCUUGUGAUCUGUGAAUUACAACGGGACUUUGCAAACAAGACCUUGAAGGUCUUUGCUUAGAACUGUGGAUUGGGGCUCGGGAUGUACUGUAUACAAACUCCUGAGGAGUCUUAGGAGAUGGUGAGGCCAUGGCAAGCAAGGGUGUGGUACCCUUCUACAUUGUUGUUAUUAUAUGAUCAUAGGAGGCUCAGCAGAUCUGUUCCACUGAACCUUCCCAAUGGCAGAGAUAGGAAAAGUGCACGAGGGCUUCCCAGGACCUCUUGUUGCUAGAGUCUGAGGUGAUAGGUUCUCACAACCAGGUGAAGUCAGUCCAUUUAGCUUUGAACUAGGAACCUGAAUGUGAGCUGAAUUGGGCACAAGGUGACAGGGAAAGGCAUACACUUUCCGAUGCAGACUUGGACAGCUGCUACUGUACAGUUCCUACUUCUCAGACCAUGGUGAUGAGCUCUCUGGCUAAGUUAAAUGAGUAUUUACUGCCCGGAACUUCCAGACUGGCCCCUCCUCCUCAGUUGCUCUGAACCAUUACACUGUGACUUUCCUAGCACUUGCUUUAUGUAGCUUAUUUGGAAUGACACGUGCAUGUGGUUAGCCAGGGUCCUUUGUUGGGAGCAGAGGAUGGGCCUUCCGCUUCCACAAGAACAAGUGAGAUACUUAGACUUCCUGAUGCAUCCUCGGACCUGGACAGUUACCAGAGCCUUGCCAGUCUACUGCUUAUACCCUCACUCUCUGCCAUGCUUGCCUUUUGACCUGUUCUCAGAUUCCUGGUCAAGUCCAGAGAAGUGAUUUAGGGUGUGGCAUCCCAAGGGCAAACAAGGCCUAGAUCUGGUGGCUAGGAUGCCUGCCUCUGAGCAUCUGUUCUAGUUUUGAACAGUGGUCAGCAAGCAAACAAGUAUUACUGACAAGCAAAAGUGGGGCUAUGCCUGGGAUUGUCAUUGGUGGUGGAACCUGUCUCUAUUGGAACUGCACCGAAGUAUAUGUACAAAAUCAGGUGACAGAGAACAUGAAGUGAUCCAUGGAUUUGUUUUCCUCCUGCAAA